This is a messenger RNA of Merops nubicus (carmine bee-eater), 1559 nucleotides long. RefSeq names its product apoptosis antagonizing transcription factor (gene AATF). The annotation marks the transcript as partial. Gene Ontology annotation, cellular component: nucleus; nucleolus. Gene Ontology annotation, biological process: regulation of transcription by RNA polymerase II. The record is from RefSeq and is a predicted model, not a curated record. The transcript has 10 exons. NCBI's taxonomy places the organism in Eukaryota, Metazoa, Chordata, Aves, Coraciiformes, Meropidae.
AUACAGUUGCUAAAGUGAUUGACAAAUUUGAGGAUGAAACUGCAGAUGACAUUUUCCCUGCUGGUAAUAUAAGGAAAAAAGCUUCAGCCUCUCUUCUGGAAGAUGAUAAAAGGUACAGUGGAAAGGCUACAUCUCGCAAAGCCUUGCAGGAAGAGCUCUGGGGAGAUGCUCUCUCUGAAGGAGGAUCUGCUGAAGAAGAGUUAGACGAGUGGUACAGUGGCAGUGAAGGUUCUGAAGAGAAUGGCAGCUUGGGCAGUGAGGCAAAGGGGAAGCCCAGCAGUGCUGGCAGUGACCAGGAGGAUGAGUUGGAAGAUGAUGAAGAGACAGACCAAGGCCAAGUCAAGGCCAAGGCGCCCGAGUUCCGUUUCCAGAACAUCACAGACUUGGAGAAAUUUACUGAGGGAAUGGAUGAUGUGGGAAGCAGCGAGGGGGAAGAUGAUGGUGAUGAUGAUGGUGAUGCUGAUGAUGAUGCCAGCAUGGAAGAAGGAAGUGAUGAGGAUGAAUAUGGGAGUGAAAACCAUGACAGUGUGAAGGAAACCAAAGACGGUGAAGAUGAUGGGGGGAUAAUGACAUUCUCAAACAGACAAGACACUGAAGAAGUAGAAAAAGGAAAAGCCUUGAAGAACCAGCUAGCACUGAGGGAUCAACUACUGGAAGGGAGGAUCAAGAUGCAGAAGGCACUCAUGACAGCCAACAGGCUUCCCCAGCCAGACACUUACCCAGCCUUCAGAGAGGAGGGUGGACAGGAGUUUGACAACGCGGUCAAGAGCUGUCUUAAAGCCCUGGAGGCGUUGCUGAAAGUAUUAGUGGAGCUUCAGGAUGAGCUGCUUUAUCAAUACCCAGGCACGAGGCACCUGGUAGAUGGCAAACAAUCAAAAGCUGAGAGUGAUGAAGAAAUCCCCAGCAGUAGUGAUGAAGAGCAAGUGGGUAAGGCUCAGGAGAAGAGGAGGAGCCUCCCCAAACGGAAGCUGAGGAUGGAGGACUACCCCGAGUUCAUAGCCAAGCGCUACGCCGACUUCAGGACCUAUCGGAACAAGGUCUUGCAGACGUGGCACGAGAAGACCAAGCUGGCAUCUGGCAAGAUGGGAAAGGGUUUCGGUGCCUUUGAGCGUUCCAUCCUGACUCAGAUUGAUCAUAUUCUGAUGGACAAAGAGCGAUUGCUCCGGCGGACGCAGACCAAGCGCUCGGUGUACACAGUGCUGGGGAAGAAGGAGCCUCAGCCAGCCCCUGAACCUGUGCCUGACAGCUCGGAAGUCCUCCCUCAGUCAGAGUCCAACAGGCACCUGAAGGACAUAGAUGAGGAGAUAUUUGAUGAUGAUGACUUCUAUCACGAGCUCCUUCGAGAGUUUAUAGAACGUAAAACCACUUCAUGGGACCCCAAUGACCAGGUGGCAAUGGGCAGGCAAUGGCUGGCCAUCCAGAAGCUACGAAGAAAAAUAAAGAAGAAAGUGGACAGAAAAGCCAGUAAAGGAAGGAGGAUCCGGUAUCACGUCCAUAGCAAGCUGGUGAGCUUCAUGGCACCUAUUGACCACUGUACAAUGAAUGAUGAUGCCAGGUGA